AUGAGAAUCUGGGUUCAGGGCGUAACACGAGGGGAGAUGCGGGAGCGAGUAGCGGAUGUGACUGUAGGAGCGGUGACGAUAGCGAGGCACGGGGUGGACGAGCAGGGUGCGUUUCACAUCCUGCCCUCCGACCCUCCAUGCAUGGUGCCAUGGGCCUCUGUGGAUGCCGCACUGAACCCCCUCAUGCCAUGCCCACACGGCCUGACUGCUGCUGCUGCUGCUGCUGCUGCUGGUGGUGGAGGAGGCUUGGGGGAAGACCCCAAGGGCCCUCCUCCCCUGGUCUGCACCAUAGUCCCAAGGAAGCCCACGCUCCCCCCCACAUCUGCUCUGUGCAGCUUCGUCUCCGCCCGCCUUUCCGCGUCGAAACCCCAACGGAGUUCCCAGCAGGCCAGCAGCAUCCUAGGAUUCACCUCAGCAGCACCGUCAGUAGUAGGCAUGGCUCCAUCAACGAAGUCUGCGAUUUUCUGCUCUGACGAGGACAUCAUGGUUGAUAUGGUGAUUGCUGCUAGCCAGAAGAAGGGGACAGUCGCUCUUCCGUCGUUCGGACGUGAACUUGUGCCAUACUUCGUUCCAGGCUUCACUAACUUUACUGAGGAUGCUGUUAACAUCAAUACGGACGUGGAUGCUAUUAGGAGGAAUGGAGCAAGUGUUCUUGAGAUUCCCCAGCCAGCCACGGUAGCUGGCGGCAUGCGGAAAGGUCGUGGCAACACACGGAGAUCCCCCAAGAAGAAUAGGUCGCGACAUGGGUCUCCUAAUAACGAUACUACAGCUCGUGACACGAAUAAUGGUGCUUCAGCAUCCGGCGUGGCGGUUAAUUCCUCAACAACCAGCUACACCGCUCCCGCAGCUGCAGCACCCCUUCCCUCCCGCGAUGUAAUUACUCCGCCACCUACCUCGGAAGCGUGGGCUGGUCCUGCGUACGUGAACUCACCUCCUCCUAGCUCUCUCCCUCUUCCCAGCUUCCUUAAGGCUCAGCUUAAGCCGAGCCCUUCCAACGUUCGUGUCUCAUCGUCGGAACCCUCUUCUCCUCUCAAGCAGUCAGCACCUGUUUCGACUGAUUUCGCUCAAGACUACGGCCGCGUUCCCGUGCCGUGUGCCACUGAGCACGUGAUGGCUUACCCGAUGAAUACGUUGGUGAUUGAAGGCAACCUGAAGAGGCUUCUUCAGGUCGCUUAG
This is a messenger RNA of Closterium sp. Naga37s-1, 1176 nucleotides long. NCBI's taxonomy places the organism in Eukaryota, Viridiplantae, Streptophyta, Zygnematophyceae, Desmidiales, Closteriaceae. The record is from the annotation of a GenBank genome assembly.